GCGUCCUCUCUCUCUCUCCCUCUUGACUUCUGUUCAGACUCUCAAGGGAGCGCCUGCAAACCAGACCAUAGAGAGAGAGAGAGGUUGAAGAAGGAGAAAGACUGCGAAGCUCUUGAAUCAUUGUUGAUUCUCAUGGAAAAUCUCUCUCAUUCUCGGAAUCCAAGCAGGUCAGCGUCUUCUCUACAGAAGAAAGCUUGCAAUGGUAAUAAUGGUGGUUUUAGCUACGGCUCCGGCAAAACGACUAAUAUCGCCACCACGUACGACGACGUUUUCGGCGGUCCGCCUAGGUUCGGAGCCCCGACGUUGUCUCCUCGUCUCGAGGACUAUUGCGAGAUUUUCGCCGGGUUUAAUGGCUCCUCACGCGCCGCCGUCUCCUCGAUCCCGGUGCUCGAUCUUCCACUUGUAGACGAUAGAGAUGUCUACUUCGAUGUUCGGAGCCAGGGCUUUGACUACCGUGAGGUUUUCGGAGGUUUUAACGAUCUCGAUUUAGCGCCGUCGUACGAGGAACUGUUUUUGCAGCGGUCCACGGUUGGUGAUUGCGACUCCUCCGACGAUGCUUGGACACCUGAAGAAGUAGAGUCGUUCUCAGGCAAAAGUCCUUCCUUUUCUAAUGGCAGAGAUUCGUACGACUCAAUUGAUGGCUGUACAGAGUUUAACAUCUCUUAUAACAAAGCUAGUCAGAUAAGCGACACAAACAUCUCCAGUGGCGGCGUCAUACGUGUAGCUGAUCUUGGUGCUAUUCCUGGUUAUACCGUUGCAGUUGAUGAAAUGGUUAGUGCAAGUGGAACUACAAAGCUCAACAACAAGGAGUCUGGGCCCUCUUCUGUUGGCAGAGGUAAAUAUGCCCAAGAGUAUUACAGCGGAGUUACGUCUUUUCCGAGUGAACCUUUUGUGACUGUUUCUGAGAUUGGUUUGAAGACUCAUCCUACUGGAAUACCACCUCCUUCGAGACCACCUCCUAUGUUGAAGAGCGAGUUUAGAAGUUCUGCUUCUAAUUCUAGAACCACCGGAUCAGAAGGGUCCGUGGAAGGCAGUUCUCCACCCUUCUUCGACGUAGAGGUUGAUGCAAGGUCUGCUGCUGUGAAGGAAGCUAUGGUAAAAGCUGAGGCAAAACUGAAAAGUGCAAAGCAUCUGUUUGAAAGGAAGAGGGAUGGGGAAGAGAAAUCGAGCCAUACAGCUGGUUUGCCUGGUCUUGAGAGAAAUAUUGGUGUAGCUAGGACAUCUUUACGGGAUAAGUAUGGAAGCAAGUCUCGCUCUUCUCAAGGGUCUGCAAACUCUGACGGAAAUGAUGAAUGGGAAGAGGCUACACAAUUUGUUGAUUUGGUGCGAACAGAGCAACCCAGAAAUGCUGAUGAGAACAGUGGGGGAAAAGGUGAUUCUUUUCCUCUUAAUGCAGGGUUUUUCGAUCAGAAGCUGACACAGGAAGCUAAUCUUGGCUGGGAGAAACAACGGAGGAGAGCAAAAGGAGAUAGGGAGGAUCAUGAAGCUAAGACGUUGCCAAAACACCCUGGAACGAGAAAGGCAACAUCUAGGCAUAAGAGACAUGAGGACAGGCUUGCAGAAAAGGCUCCUGAAGAGCCGAAAGAUGAGAAGUUGAGAGAUGUUGAGCUGAUUGAGAUAGGCAAUAAUUUACCUGAUCAUGGUGGGAUAGUGAAACACAGAAAUCUGCUUAGACCAGAAGAAAACAAGCCCUUAAUUGAAAAACCUGCAAAGCAAAGGAAGGAAUUGCACUGUGAAGAGAAAACAAAACGCAUACAAAAUCAUCAAUCGGAUAGAAGAGCACAUCGGAAAGCAGCUGAAAAGAACCAGGAUUGUGUGUUUGAUUGGGAACAAAAUGCGAGAAAGCUCAGGGAGGCCCUUGGUCUGGCAGAUAACGAAAGCACGCUAGAGAUUUCCCUGGAAAUUAAAGGAAAUGGUAAAACUUUGGGAAUGCGUGGCGAAACGGACGAGACAAAACUUAAUGAGGCCUUGAGGCGGAUGGAGGAAGAAACUAGGUCUAAAGAGGCUCGUGUAAAGGAAGAAACUGACAGCAGAGAAAGAGAAGCUUUUGAGAAGGCAGAAAAUGAGAAAAAAAUAAAGGCAGCUUUGGAGCAAGAAGAGAAGCUUAAGGUUGCUCGUGAAAAAGAAGAGAAUGAACGGAGAGCGGCAGAGGCUCGCGAAAAGGCAGAACAAGAAAGGAAAAUGAAAGCACAAGAAGAGUAUGAAUUGCGGUUAAAAGAAGCCUUUGAAAAGGAAGAAAAAAACCGUAGAAUGAGAGAGGCCCGUGAGAAGGCAGAGCAAGAAAGGAAAAUGAAAGAACACGAAGAGUAUGAAUUGCGGCUAAAAGAAGCUUUUGAAAAGGAAGAAAAGAACCGUAGAAUGAGAGAGGCCCAUGAGAAGGCAGAGCAUGAAAGGAAACUGGAACGGAAAAUUAAAGAAGCACGUGAAAAGGAAGAAAAGGAACGAAGAAUAAAAGAGGCUAGUGAAAAGGCAGAGCUGGAGCGAAGGCUGAAAGAAACUCUUGAACAAGAAGAGAAGGAAAGGCGGAUUAAAGAGAUUCAAGAGAGGGAAGAAAAUGAGAGGAGGGCUAAAGAGGUACUUGAGCAGGCAGAGAAUGAGAGGAAGCUGAAAGAAGCCCUUGAACAAAAGGAGAAAGAAAAGAGGGUGAAAGAGGCACUUGAAAAUGAGAAGAAUGAGAAGAAGCUGAAAGAAGCCGUUGAGCAAAAGGAGAAAGAAAGGAGGGUGAAAGAGGCAUUUGAAAAGGAGGAGAAUGAGAAGAAGCUGAAAGAAGCUAUUGAGCUAGAAGAGAAAGAAAAAAGGCUGAUAGAAGCUUUUGAGAGGGCAGAGAUUGAGAGAAGUCUGCAAGAGGAUCUUGAACAGGAAGAGAUGGGGAUGAGGCUGCAAGAGGCCAAGGAAAGAGAAGAAAGAGAAAGAAAACAGAGAGAAAAUCAGGAGCAUCAGGAAAACGAAAUGAAACAACAUGAAUUUGCAAGAGAAGAGAGAGAUAAAAGAGAAAGAGACGCAUGUGAAAUGGAGAAACCCUGUGAAACCACCAACAAGGGCCAUGGAGAGAAAUGCUCGAAAGAGAGUCUUAGCGACACUUCAGAAGAGGAUGGGAGAGUAGAUAACCACGAAUCAGUGAACAAACGAGGGGAAGAAGAAGAAGGACCAAGUCAGAGAGAAGAAUCAUGGUCUGAAGAAGCCUGUCCUUGGAAGGUAUUUGAGAAGAAUCUUAAAGAUGCAAGCCAAAGUGAAGGAACCAAUGAUCUGGAUGCUGAAUCUGGGAUAUUUGAGAGGAAUGAAGAGGAACCUCAGCUGGGUGAAAAUGGAAGUUAUAACCAACUAAGUGGAGAAUUAGGUGAGGAAUCCACAUCUGUGACUGACAAUGUCCAAGGAGGAAAGCUCAACCAGAAGAGCAAAAAGUUUGAAAGCACCAUCGAUGCCUCAGUGCUCAAAGGAGAUGGUGGAUUAAAAGAAAGAUCAGACGACGAGAAUGUCAGAAAUGCAGGUGUUGGCCGUGAUCAAAGGAAUCCAGAGGAAAGCAAGUGUGCUAACAAAGCACCCUCUCAGGAAAGAGGUAGUACCCAAGCGGGUUCAAAUCAAGAUGCAAAAUUAGAAAGACCAUUGCCUUCUCGAGUAUCUGUGCAACGUGAGAAAGAAGCAGAGAGACUAAAGCGAGAAAGAGACUCUGAGAUGGAACGUUUAAGAAAGAUGGAAGAAGAAAGAGAGAGGGAAAGAGAGAGGGAGAAGGAUCGAAUGGCUUUCGAUCAGAGAGCCUUGGCUGAUGCACGUGAAAGAUUGGAGAAGGCAUGUGCUGAGGCCAGAGAGAGGUCUUUGCCUGACAAGGUAUCAAUGGAAGCGAGACUUAGAGCAGAACGGGCAGCAGUGGAGAGAGCAACCGCAGAAGCACGUGAACGUGCAGCUGAAAAGGCUGCUUUCGACGCAAGAGAGCGAAUGGAGAGAUCCGUUUCCGAGAAGCAAUUUCAGAGUUCAGGUUUCUUUGGUGAACGAAUGGAAAGAUCAGUUUCCGACAAACAAUUUCAAAAUUCAGCCUCUUUUGGUGCUUCAAGAUAUCAAAAUUCUCCUGGUGCUGAUGGUGAAUCACCUCAAAGGUAUACAUCAAGAUUAGAAAGGCAUCGAAGAACAGCUGAUCGUGUGGCUAAAGCUUUAGCAGAGAAGAACAUGCGUGAUCUCGUGGCUCAGAGAGAGCAAGCAGAGAGACUUAGAGUCGCUGAAACCUUGGACGCUGAUGUAAAGAGAUGGUCAAGUGGAAAAGAAGGAAACAUAAGAGCAUUACUCUCAACAUUACAAUACAUCCUCGGUCCCGAGAGCGGUUGGCAGCCAUUACCAUUAACAGAGGUCAUAACUUCAGCAGCAGUGAAACGAGCUUACAGGAAAGCAACACUUUGUGUUCAUCCAGACAAAUUACAGCAAAGAGGUGCAAACAUUCACCAGAAAUAUAUCUGCGAAAAGGUCUUCGAUCUUCUUAAGGAAGCUUGGAACAGAUUCAACUCAGAAGAAAGGUAGAGCCUUGGAUUAUUGACUUUGACCUUGGUAUAUGAUUUGCGUUUUUCACCUUUUCGACUCAGAAGAAAGGUUCGAAUUUUUUUUUUCUCUAGAAAAAUUGUAAAGUCAUGCUUCUCGAUUAGUUAAGAGUCAAAUAUCCUACGUUUCUAAUUAGUUGUCCCCUAGGUUUACUUUCUAUGAUUGCCUACUUGUUCAUUGUAAUUUUUUUUUUUUACUUGCUAUAACCGCUACAUUUUUCUGUGAUAUAUGUAGUAAAAGUUCUUGGCAA
Messenger RNA from Eutrema salsugineum, 4774 nucleotides. Its product is annotated as auxilin-like protein 1. Gene Ontology annotation, biological process: clathrin-dependent endocytosis; clathrin coat disassembly. Gene Ontology annotation, cellular component: cytoplasm; vesicle; intracellular membrane-bounded organelle. The record is from RefSeq and is a predicted model, not a curated record. Gene Ontology annotation, molecular function: clathrin binding. NCBI's taxonomy places the organism in Eukaryota, Viridiplantae, Streptophyta, Magnoliopsida, Brassicales, Brassicaceae.